Molecule: messenger RNA, 2238 nt
Organism: Megachile rotundata (alfalfa leafcutting bee)
Lineage: Eukaryota; Metazoa; Arthropoda; Insecta; Hymenoptera; Megachilidae
Biological process (GO): iron ion transport
Cellular component (GO): plasma membrane
Molecular function (GO): oxidoreductase activity; copper ion binding
Source: RefSeq, a predicted model, not a curated record
AUGAAGGAAACGGAUCGAUUAUUUGAUGAACCUAAUGAAUUUAGUGAUUUUAAGCUUGAAGAGAAUUUCUUUGAUAAAAUUCAUCUUAUUUAUAUCUGUAGUGUUUUAUUACAAUUUUCAUUUUCUGAUAGUAAUACUGUAAUAUUUAAUGUCUCUUUCCAUAAUAUUUAUACAGGGUACAAUUAUUACGAUUGGGACAUAUCCGAAUUGGGUGUAAACGUAUCAACGCCUGAAGAAUGCGCGCGGCCUUGUAGAAAUAACGAAGCACCAAAAAUUUGUUACUACAAAUUCCACAUUGCUUACUACACGACAGUAGGACCUGCUUGCGAUGAAAAAGCUUUCCUAAGUCAGUGUAUUUAUGGUGAUGGAUUUGAAAAAACAGUGCUACCUAUUAAUCGACAAAUACCAGGUCCAAAAAUUGAGGUGUGUAAAAAUGAUAGAAUCAUAGUCGACGUAGAAAACGCAGCAUCGGGUGUGGAAAUUUCAAUCCACUGGCACGGACUUUACCAAAAUGGAUUUCAAUAUUAUGAUGGUGUUCCUUAUGUUACUCAAUGUCCAAUUCAUUCCUCAUCGACGUUUAGAUACGACUUCGUGGCGCAAAAUCCAGGAACGCAUUUCUAUCAUUCCCACAUAUCAACGCACAUGUUAGACGGGCAAUACGGUCCUCUUAUUAUAAAACCACCUCUAAACCAAGAACCUUUCUUAAAUUUAUAUGAUAAAGAUGAACAUAUAAUGGUCCUUAGCGAUUGGAUGCAUGAAUUGUCAUUGGAACGUUUCCCUGGUCGGUACAGGCAUAAUUUAGGACAAUUUGCGGAUAAUAUAUUGAUAAAUGGUCUGGGACAUUCUAAGGUAUUUCAUCUGCAGGCACCAUUGGCAACAUUUACGGUGACAAAAGGAAAACGGUAUCGAAUGCGUAUAAUCAACGCCUUUACCACAGUAUGCUUGGCAGAAUUAAGGAUACAGGAUCAUGAUUUUCUUGUAAUUGCACAGGACGGUGCAAACGUGAGACCUAAAAAAGUGAACGCCAUUGUUACAGCUGCAGGAGAACGAGUAGAUGUCAUUUUGAAUGCAAAUAAACCUGUGGACACUUACUGGAUACAAGUACGAGGUCUCGGGGAAUGUCAAAAUACAAAAGUACAACAAUUAGCUAUGUUACAGUACAGAAAUGGUCCUUCGAAACCGUCGAAACCAGCACCUACUUAUGAUCAGGAGCCAACUGGCGUUAUAUACAACUCGGAAGAUUCAACAAAGUGUAAUACGAAGGAUACAUCAAAAUCGGUUUGUGUCAAUCAAUUUGAGAGUAUAGAGGAAGAUGACAGAGAUCUUUAUAAAAUCGAGCCAGAUGAGCGACACAUAAUGAACCUUUGGUUCUACAAUUAUACCGAAUAUGGCAAUUAUCCUCUGUUUGCACCGAAUUCAACUCGCCCCUUUUUCAGUGCCACUGAUAAAUCUCAAAUUGUUUCUAUGUUCAACGACAUCACGUUUGAGCCACCAGCUUCUCCCUUCAUCUCACAACCCAGAAAUACUUAUCAAGCCAUGUGUAAGCGGAAUCAACCCAGCACGUGCACUGAACCUUGUACAUGCGCUGAAGUUAUUCAUACAAAAUUGAAUAAUGUUGUGGAAUUAGUAAUUUAUGAUGCAGUGCCACAGGACGAUAUUCAUCACCCAAUGCAUCUACACGGAUACCAUUUUAAGGUCUUUAGCGUAGGUCAAUUCACCGAUGGCAGAAAUCUAUCAAGAAGCGAUAUGAAUGCAGUAGUUAGGCAACACACGCAACGCCUACAACGAGGAGAGUACCGCAAUGUACCUCUUAAAGAUAAUGUCAAAGUACCCCUCCGUGGAUAUGUGAUUCUACGUUUUAAGGCAAACAAUCCAGGAUGGUGGCUAAUUCAUUGUCACUUUACUUGGCAUCACAUCACUGGAAUGGAACUUAUCAUCCACGUCGGCGACCAAGGAGAUCUUCCACCACCUCCGCCUGGUUUCCCGAAAUGCAGCAAUUGGAAACCACCAUUGCUCGCUCUGCACGAGUUUUAUGGUUUUGGACAUCCAGAUUACUAUUACUUUCACCAGUGAAUAGAAUGUCUUUCCUCGCCUCUUUAUGUUUUCCUGUUUUAUUUAUAAAACGGUGCUAAAUCAUUUCUUUAUGAGAACAUAAUUUAUGGUACACUGAAUCUUAUACAGUUAAUCAAGAUUAAAGGCAAUAGAAGGAAUUAUAAAAUAAACACGAGAUACAGUGAA